CUCAUUACUAUAUUUUGAAAAUACCAUACAGAAAAAUAAAAAGUAUUCACCUUUUACAUGCUAAAGUUCAUACAUUUGUAAAAAAAUUGCACUUUGAAAAAUAUUUGGCACAAAAACCGGGAAGGGAGAGGGGGAAUGUCAUCAAUUGUAUUAUUGUAUUGUAUUUACAACAAUAUUUUUGAUAUCUAAUCUGUGAUUCAAGUUUAUGUCUUCGUUCGCAAGAAUAAAUAGUUUUUGAUAAGAUAAUUGUUAGGGAUUCGUAUUUGCAUAAUGAUAAAACAAUACAAUGGGCUAAUAAGACUAUAGCAAAUGAAAUUCUUACAUUGUUGUUUUACGUAUCGUUGGUUGUCGUUUUUUGGUCGCAGCAGAAUGGAUCAUUUUGGCCUUACACACAUACUUCUCGAGCCAGAUAAAUAUAAUCCUGAUACUUUGGACUUGGUAGUUGAUGAAGAAGCAAGAGAAUAUUGGCUUAAUACUUGCGAAAAACUGACUGAAAAAUAUGUUAACUUUGCGUUGUCGAAUAACGAAGACCCUACAGUAGAAAUACGCGCCCUAAAAUUUAAAACUUGUUAUAUAGAAGCUUUGAAAGAACUCCGCAUUAACCCUGUUGCUCAUGGACAGUUGACCAUAAGAGUACUUCUUGAUAUCAAUGAAACAUGCCUCCGUUCUCAAGGUUUUUUUGAUUUAUGGAAGCAACAAAAGAAAUUUGAAAAUGAAAGUGCUUUGGCAACCUUGGGGUCCAGAUUGGCUGAGAUUGAUGCACUCCCUGACGAUAGACAGAGGUGGAUAGAGCUCUGUAAAGGAGUGUUAGCUGGCAACAUGUUUGAUUGGGGAGCUCAAGCCGUAACCAGUAUGCUGGAUAGUGGAUUAUAUGAAGCACUAGAAAAAAUUCAGAAAAGGCCAUGGCUGUGUGAUGGUUUAGAUAAAUGGCUUGAUAAACUGGAGAAAACUGUUCACCAUUGUGCUGCAGUAUUUGUUGACAAUAGUGGUGUUGAUGUAGUUCUUGGUAUUUUGCCAUUUGUGAGAGCAUUAUUACUGAGAGGUACAGCAGUCAUAUUAUGUGCCAAUGAGUGGCCUGCUCUAAAUGAUGUUACCAAUGUUGAACUAGAAGAGAUCUUACAGCACUCUGCACACAUUUGCCCUGUUAUCUCAGCAGCACUCUCUACAGGAGACUUAGUAGUAAGAUCAAGUGGACAAAGAGGUCCAUGCUUGGACCUUAGAACUAUAAGUGUAGGUUUAUGCACUGAAAUGAAAGUCCGUGGAGUGGACUUAAUCAUUUUAGAAGGAAUGGGAAGAGCUUUACAUACAAACCUAAAUGCUCGCCUUGCUGUAGAUUCAUUAAAAAUAGCAGUAGUCAAGAAUUCAUGGUUAGCACAGAGACUUGGAGGCCCACUCUUUUCUGUAAUCUUUAUUUAUGAAGAAAAAGAAACUAAAACAUAAUAUUUAAAUGAGUCAAGUUUAUAACUACAUUAUGUGACUGUCCCCAGUAUUCAUUUAGGAUUUGUAAGCCAUUGAUCUUUUGACACCAUUUCUAUGUAGUAAUAUCUUCGUAAUUGCGCAUUCAUAUUUUCGAAUGCUCAGUCCUGUGUUGAUGUUCUUAUAGUAAUUUUCGGAAUAUAUUGAGUGUUAUCCUGAA
Molecule: messenger RNA, 1636 nt
Organism: Trichoplusia ni (cabbage looper)
Lineage: Eukaryota; Metazoa; Arthropoda; Insecta; Lepidoptera; Noctuidae
Product: pantothenate kinase 4
Exons: 5
Coding region: 310-1440 (376 amino acids)
Biological process (GO): coenzyme A biosynthetic process
Cellular component (GO): cytosol; nucleus
Molecular function (GO): pantothenate kinase activity; ATP binding
Source: RefSeq, a predicted model, not a curated record